CCGCCCUCCUCUCGUGACAGGACACAUGACGCGCCUGUUAAUCGGCGUUCACAACACUGAAACUCAAUGUUACCUUCACUUUUCGCGAUCCUCGGCCGCUAAGAAGAAUGGAAACCCCCACGAAGGGCAACUCCCGAACAUUGGCGGAGUGACGAGAGGCGCCGCGGUCUGAACAUCCGAGCAGAGGCGUUGAGUUGGGCGCCGUUGAGUCCACGCCAGCAGCUGUAAUCGCGCGCGUUAAUUAUUGGAAGACCAGGACGACCCGCGCGCGCGCCCCUGCACUACUGCGCGCGCGCUCGUUCGUUCGUUCACUUCAUCAAUGAGCCGCCAAGUUGAAAGGGAAGUGCACCGAGAGUGAGGCUGACAGCACCGCGGCUCACCAUGUCGUCUCUCAGCCUUGGCGGCCGCUUAAGUUAUGCCGUCGGGCACUUCCUCAACGACCUGUGCGCCUCUAUGUGGUUCACCUACCUGCUCGUCUACUACCACUCCGUGCUCGGCUUCAACAACGCCUACGCUGGCAUCCUGCUGCUCAUCGGGCAGAUAGCGGACGGCAUCUCGACACCCCUCGUUGGCUUCGAGUCGGACAGGAACGCCGGGUGUGGGAAGUACGGCAAGAGGAAGACCUGGCACUUGACGGGGACAAUCUGCGUACUGCUGUCUUUCCCCUUUAUCUUUAACCCCUGCAUGGGCUGUGACUAUGCCACACCACCAUGGGUCGGACUCGUUUAUUUCAUUCCCUUCAUCAUCAUCUUCCAGUUUGGAUGGGCAGCCACCCAGAUUUCCCACCUGUCCCUCAUUCCAGAGCUUGUCCACAGUGAUCACGACAAGGUGGAGCUCACUGCCUACAGAUACGCCUUCACAGUCUUUGCCAACAUCAUGGUCUACGCUGUGGCCUGGCUCUUCUUUCACUUUGAAGAUGGGCAGAUUAACGAUCCUUCACUGGCCGACAGUCUAGGAAGUGUGGACAUUCCUGUUUUUAGGAAUUUGGCACUGUCAGUAGUAGGGAUAGGAGCCAUAUUCUCCAUACUGUUCCACAUUGGAACCAAAGAGAAUGGGCCAAAUUUUGAGACUGAACCUUCAAUUGUUGGUGAAACUCAGCCUCUGAUUUCUCAACCCCAGCAGCUGCUCAGGUGGAAACACUGGCUCUUUGAACCUGCAUUCUACCAGGUGGCCUUACUCUACAUGUGCACUCGACUGAUUGUGAACUUGUCUCAAACCUACAUUUCCAUGUAUUUGAUCAACUCCCUCAUGUUACCAAAGAAUUACAUUGCCACCAUCCCUCUGGUGAUGUACCUUAGUGGCUUUUUCUCUUCCCUGGUCAUGAAGCCAGUGAACAAGCUGAUUGGCAGAAAUCUCACAUACUUCGUUGGCAUGAUCUUCAUUCUGGCAUUUGCCUCCUGGGUGCUACUAGACUUGAAUAUGGGAGUGACAGUCUAUGGUGCUUCUGUGUUACUGGGGAUUGGUUCAGCCACCAUUUUGGUGACAUCACUGUCCAUGACUGCAGACCUCAUUGGAACCAACACACAAAGUGGUGCCUUCGUGUAUGGUGCAAUGAGCUUUACCGAUAAAGUAGCCAAUGGCCUUGGUGUGCUGAUGAUACAGAGCCUCCAUCCGUGUCACACACAAGCAUGCUGUCCUGCUUGUGCCUGGUACUAUCGUAACAUCAUGGUAAUUGUCACAGGGGGUGUAGCAUUUGUCGCAUCACUUUGUCUCUGCAGCAUCUUCAUUUGGCCAGUCGUGGUCCGGUUUCAUAAACCCUCAAUCUCUGGUGUGCUUGGGUCCCCGCAGAGAGAAGAGCUGGAUGAUAGCGGAGCUGUAAACUAGCGGGCUGAAGACUGAAGCAACACAAGUGAUCAUGUGGCUGGAAGUCAAUGUUCUCCUGUUCACUUGUUUCUGUCUGGACUUUACAUUUAAAAGGGAAAAUUCAGAGGUGCACCAUGGCACUCUAACUACGUACACAUCUGCUUUUGAUUUGUAAUUAACAUGCAGGUCUUACUAUACCCUCCUUUGCGCAAAAGCUCUAUUUUUGAAGUCAAGAUCAUUUUUGGGGGAAUGAUAGUGGGAAGGUCAAUGCAGAUAAAUUUCAGAAAAAUCUUACAAAAUCAACACUGGAAGUUGACUUUAAUUUUUGCUAGUUUGCUGCCAAGUUGGGCUGCAGUGGACUUAACGCUGUUCUUCCAAUGGUUUGUUGCUGCUUUCUCUCUUAUGAAUCAUUCCACUUUUUCCUAGAGUGUGAAAUACGUUAAGCUCUGGGUCCAUUCCUAAUUUAAAAAAUUAUAAAUGUGACAGGCCAACAGCUUUAAGGCGGCACAUUUCAAUGCAGGCUUUAAUGCACUGGCACCAGCCUUGGCAGGGAGGGUUUGAUAAGCACACUCACACAAUUUACUGUCUGGGUAUAAUCAGGCCCUUCUGUCUAACUUGAUCUGAUUUGAUUUCUUUUUGAAUCUGUUUUUGUAUGUUCUAAACUGGAUGCUCCUAUUGACACCAGUUUUCAGGUAUAUAACAAAGGGAAUCUUACUUUCAGAAGUGUCGAAAGGGAAUUCCUGAUGCAGGUAUUGAUUAUGGAGAAGGUGAACAUCUCUCAGAUGUACAAACUUUUUUGUUUUUCCUCUAAUGUAAAAUUACUGUUAAAGUCAUAGAUGUGCAACCAUUUGACUUUGAGGUCACACUUUACUACUCUGUACAAUCAGUGCACUUUAAUUGCUCUCCCUUUUUCAAUUAAAAAUGUUAAAUUCA
Erpetoichthys calabaricus (reedfish) is the source of this 2736-nucleotide messenger RNA. RefSeq names its product major facilitator superfamily domain-containing protein 12-like. Gene Ontology annotation, biological process: carbohydrate transport. Gene Ontology annotation, cellular component: membrane. The transcript has 10 exons. NCBI's taxonomy places the organism in Eukaryota, Metazoa, Chordata, Cladistia, Polypteriformes, Polypteridae. The coding region runs from base 382 to 1824 and encodes 480 amino acids. Gene Ontology annotation, molecular function: symporter activity. The record is from RefSeq and is a predicted model, not a curated record.